UGUGCGUGCGCGAAACCGGACCUCCGAGACACCGAUUUCCCUCUUCUCUCUCCGCGCGUUGACAUCUCGCCGUUCGGCGAAGAAGCGAAGGAAGAGGAGGAAGAGAGGAAGAACGAGGAGGGAAAAAAAGGGAGAGGAGAAAUAUACCGCGGGCGACAUGUACUCCGACGGCCACGAGGUGGACGGCAGCUGGGUGCUGCGCGUCUUCGUGACGGAUUUGCAGGUCGAGAGGAGCCUACGCGUCAAGGGAGAGCUGCACAUCGGCGGUGUCAUGCUGCGCCUCGUGGAAGAUCUCGACAUCGCCAUGGACUGGUCGGACCACGCGCUUUGGUGGCCGGAACGGAAUCACUGGCUGACAAGAACACGCAGCACCCUGGAUCAGUACGGCGUGGCGGCGGAUGCGCUGCUGCAUUUCACGCCGAUGCACAAGACCCUGCGGGUGCAGCUGCCGGACAUGCGGUGCCUCGACUGCCGCGUCGACUUUUCCGUCAAGACGUUCAACGCGGUCAUCAAUUUGUGCAAGGAACUCGGCAUUCGACACCCGGAGGAGCUCUCGUUCUGCAAGCCGCUCGAGCUGAAUCAUCUGAAAUACAAUCUGAAGGAUCUGCCAGCCAAGAAGAAAAUCGAGAAUCAGAAGAACGGGCAUUGGAACGUACCGGCCGAUACGAAUACCUUCAUCCCGGUCAGUCAGAGUCCCAGGGGAUCUACAGGAAGCUUAGAUCAAUCAAGUCCGUUCAUGUGCGCGCCGGUUACGCCCAACAACAGAAAUCACAGCACGCCGAUCAGCUCUCCUGUUUCACAUACCGGUACAUGGAAGAGAAACAACAAUUCCUCUGGCUUCGGCAGCACCGGCUCCUUCAACGCCAACAACAGCACCAUGAGCCUGGAGGCGCUGAAUGGCGGGCUGACAGAGUCCCUGGCGCAGAGCCCGACGUCGAUCUCGCCGGAGGUGCGGGUGAAGCUGAUCAGGCCAAAGAGCCUGAUCGAGAGGGCGAGGAUGAACGUCUCCUGGCUGGACUCCUCCCUGUCGAUCAUGGAGCAGGGUAUUCGCGAAUUCGACACCCUCAGGCUGAAGUUCAAAUUCUACUCGUUCUACGACCUGAAUCCGAAGACCGACGCGGUGCGCAUCAACAUGAUUUACGAGCAGGCCAAGUGGCAGCUGCUCGCGGAGGAGAUCGACUGCACCGAGGAGGAGAUGCUGAUGUUCGCGGCGCUUCAGGUACAAGUGAAUCUUCAGGCGAGCGUGCCGCAGCCUAUGUAUGACAGCAACGGAGCGUCUUCGCCCGUCGAGGACGACAUCGACGCCGCCCUGACGGAUCUGCAGGUGACCCUGGAGGGCAGCAACAUCAGCAACGGGCCCAGCGACAUCACGCAGGUGCCCGAGCUCUGCGACGAGCUGCGUUUCUUCAAGCCGAAGCGCUUCACGUUGAAGGCCUUCAAACGUUAUUGGUUCACGUGCCGUGACCUCCAGCUCAGGCUCUACAAGAACAGGGAGGAGGUGGCCGGCUCGGAGUCGCCGGUCUACGUGAUCAAUUUGCGCGGCUGCGAGGUCACGCCGGACGUACAUCUGUCGCAGGGUCGCUACGGGAUCAGAUUGGAGGUGCCCAGUGCCGAAGGCAUGACCGAGAUGUGGAUAAGAUGCGACAAUGAACAACAAUAUGCAAAGUGGAUGGCCGCGUGCAGAUUAGCAGCCAAGGGCCGUACUCUUGCCGACGCGUCUUACGAGAGCGAAGUCAAUAGUAUCAUGGCCUUCCUGCAACUGCAAAGGCCCGCGCCCGCACCCGCCAUCAAUCCGACUGCCUUGGACAUCGUACCGGAGGAUUAUGUCGCGCCCAGAUUUGCGAAGAAAUUCAAAGGAAAGUUGGUUCAAAGGAUCUUGGAAGCACACGCGAACGUUAAAGAUUUGCCUCUCAUCGAGGCAAAGCUUAAUUAUAUCAAGGCCUGGCAGUCCUUACCGGAAUACGGUAUCUCACUUUUCAUCGUGCGAUUUACCGGUAAGAGUAAGGACGAACUGCUGGGUAUCGCCAAUAACAGGCUAAUGCGGAUGGAUCUUCACAGUGGCGAUCACUUAAAGACUUGGAGGUAUAAUACCAUGAAGGCGUGGAAUGUUAAUUGGGAAGUCAAGCAUAUGAUGGUACAAUUCGAGGAAGAGAAUAUCAUUUUUGAAUGUCAAUCAGCAGACUGUAAGGUCGUCCAUGAAUUCAUUGGAGGCUACAUCUUUCUAUCAAUGCGCUCGAAGGAGGCGAAUCAAACGUUGAACGAAGAGAUGUUCCAUAAAUUGACCGGAGGAUGGGUGUAAUCUAGAACUCCAAUGCGAGUGCAUAGAAUCGAAACGAGUUCUAACAUAUUCUGAGAAGCGAUGAAGCGGUAAUGAGAUGCGCCCCGCGCAUUAUCAUGCGUCGCGCUUGUUUGCGUGCCUAUUUAAGGACCGACUGUUUUUGCAUGCUGGUUGACACUUGUAAAAAUACUUAAAUCUGGUCGUAUUUAUCAUGUUUUAACACUAUAUGCUGUAAAUAGAAUAUUGUGUCCCUUUUACGCGUGAGCGUAAAAGUUUUAGGGAGUUACAGUUAUUUUUAUCUGACAGGAGGCUACUUCACAUGUUGAUGUGUCUACCUUUUUAAGGUAACUAAUAAUGUUAACCAUAAUUGCGGCCUCUUUCACGAAAAAAAAACAAUUCAUUUUCUAUAUUUACAAUGAUUUUAUACAUAGACGUCUGCAAACUAUAUAUUUUACAUAUGGAGAUUAUACUUUUAUACUAAACUUUUCUACUUAAAAAAAGAAUCUUGUCAUUGAAUAAAUAAUGCCGAAUUUAGGACCAAAAACGUCAAAUCUGCACAAACAAAAAAUCUGUGAAACAUAUCGUUGUGUGUUAGGUAACACUCUACAAUACAAAGAAAAUUAUUUCGGUUAAUUCAAUUCUUUAACCCUUACAGGGGCACUGGGCCCAUACAUAUAUGACCAGUACUUACAUGGUUUACAUACCGUAGUUUUAUUAUUGUUGCUUUUACAAUUUAGCCAUAAUAAUCGUUUUAAUUUUUCUAACUUUGAAAUAUUAUAUAAUUUUUACAAAUGUUUUUUUUCGCAGGCUUAAUUUUUUGUAAAUAAAUAAACAAUUAUAUAUUUUUGUGAAAAAAACGAGAAAUGUGGAAAUUUUUAAAGUCUGACAUCGAAUUUAUAAACAAUAACCUCAAAAAUCUAUAAAUAAUAAGAUUGUCGUAAACAAUUUUCAGUUUAAAAAAUUGUUUUUUAUUGACGGCAACUAUCUUGGGUCUGCUAUAUUGAAUUUUUCAAAUCUUCAUAUUCGUAAUCAGCAACCAGAAAUACAUGUUUUCAGAAAAAUCUAUUGAGCCGUCUAAUUGUGCCCCUAAAAGGAUUAAGGAAGUAUAGACGCGAAACCCUGUGAUUUCGAUGUGGUUUUAUAUAUCGCGUCUCCCGAAAUAAUUAAUAUGAAAAUUAUUUUUACAGUUAUAAGACUUCUUUUAUAUCGCGUAAAAAGCCUCGUAAUCCUCCCUCUCAUAAUGCGUGUCAGUGUCCUCUUUAAUGUCAUAAGGUGCUAUACUAACCGAGCUCGACUUUACAACGCAAGAGAUCGAAUCGUGUAAAUUAUUUGUUAUUUUAAUGUAAAUUAGAUGUAGAGAAAAAUAUAUCACUUAUACCGUUAUAUAUUAAAUCCACAGAAGAUAUCCCGUUAUAUGUGUAACAAAAAAAAGAUUAUAGUUUUGUAUAUUAAUAGACAGUAACUGUACAAUAAACUUAUUAAUGUA
This is a messenger RNA of Monomorium pharaonis (pharaoh ant), 3764 nucleotides long. Its product is annotated as unc-112-related protein. Lineage: Eukaryota; Metazoa; Arthropoda; Insecta; Hymenoptera; Formicidae. The record is from RefSeq and is a predicted model, not a curated record. The transcript is spliced from 8 exons. Gene Ontology annotation, molecular function: integrin binding. Bases 158 to 2299 code for a protein of 713 amino acids. Gene Ontology annotation, biological process: integrin-mediated signaling pathway; cell-matrix adhesion. Gene Ontology annotation, cellular component: cell-substrate junction.